Nicotiana tabacum (common tobacco) is the source of this 7689-nucleotide messenger RNA. RefSeq names its product protein SENSITIVITY TO RED LIGHT REDUCED 1-like. Gene Ontology annotation, cellular component: nucleus; cytoplasm. Lineage: Eukaryota; Viridiplantae; Streptophyta; Magnoliopsida; Solanales; Solanaceae. Gene Ontology annotation, molecular function: nucleic acid binding; RNA-DNA hybrid ribonuclease activity. The record is from RefSeq and is a predicted model, not a curated record.
UUGAAAAGCUGGACUUGCAUUCCUUUCGUUUUUAUUUAGCGCGCUUUCUACACCUACCUAAGCCAUCUCGCCGCCGGCGGAAUCGAGGUGUUUAUAUUAACUCCAGAAUGCAAGAGAGACUUGCUGCAUUAUUAGCUGUUCCAAAUUGUGUUUAAAUUGCUAAAGUCCAACGUUAAUCUGACUUGGUGCUUAAAGAUGAAUUGCGGUGAGAAUAAGGAGUCCAAUGUUGAUUUUCACAUACAAGAUGAGGCAGAAAGGCUGCUUAAUGAGAUUGAACUGAUGAUAAAGAGUGUUGAGGACUCUGAAUUGUAUGCUGGAAUGCGUUUCGAGCUCGAACGGAAUGAAACAAUUCAAAAUCAUUUGUUUCGCCUUUUAGGCUCCCAUUCACAUGUGCAGGUGGUAAUCUAUGCUUUGGGAAGCAUGGAAUACAGUUUUCAUUCACAGUUUCAGCUUGCCGUAGUUCUCCUACUAAAACGAGAUUUUUCCAAUUGGAUUGGCAAUAUAGAAGUGUACGAUCCUGGCUUUUCUUCAGCUGAUAUCAUAGUUUUGAAGGAACUGGGUUUUGAGAUUUUGAACAUUGAUGAAAAUUGUAAGAGGCAAGUUCAGAGACCAACAAUGUUCUACAUGCCUGUUCCUAGUUAUUGUCUUAUAGGCAACCUGCUGGGAGCGAACUGGUCUUCGUCUUGUAUUAACCAGAUUUUUCUGCUGACAAACUCAUUUCGUGAUGCGUUGACCACUAUUUCACCAUGUAGUUUGAAUAGAGAAACAGUGCAACGCCUGGAGAGAAUUAUCCCCUUCACAACAGAGGUUGACAUAAAAACUAGCUAUGCAGAGAUCUAUACUAACGUGUUCUCAAAAUUUGCCUGGCAUUUCUUUGAUGUGAAUCCCAUCAUUGACAUGGAAACUUCACUGCCUGUGGCUGAAAUUAUAGUAUAUAAAAGAAAUGACAAAGAAGAUUGUUCUUGGUUGGAUAUGCAAAGGUCUCUUGAAGAAAAUAUUUUGGAAGAUAUGCAAAUCGAUAUAAGCAGAGAGGGAUGAGCGCAAUUUUUUGGUGAAUAUCGCGGGCCUCGUCGUUUAAGAUGCAACUCCGUUCCUCCCCCUCCAGGUUGGAUUAAGCUAAACAUCUAUGGGAUUGGUAAAGCUGGUGAUCAGCAAGGACGAUAUAGUGGCGUCUUCCAAGAUGAAACUGGAAUGCUUUUAGGCAGCUACAGUGGUACCAUUCAUGUUGAAGACAAUGCGAUUGCUGGACUGGAGGCCUUGAGGGAGGGGUUAGUCAAAUGCGUGGAAGGAAAUCCGAAUGAACAGAAGUUGAUUGUGGAGUCGGUUAAUGUUAUACUUGUCCAAUAUGUUAAUGGUCACCCUGAGCCAAAUGAAAUGACCAUGUGCAGGUUGAAAGAAAUUUUUGACUUGCUGGAGCGUAUAACUUGUGCAGUUUACCAUGUCUAUGAAGAAGCCAAUGAAGCUGCUAGAGACUUGGCUCUGAGAGAUGAACGUCACAAUUGUGCAUAGAUAGCUUUGUUUUUGGCUCAAGGAUAGGGUGAGGCUUUCUAGGUUCAACUAUCCAGGUUUCAAAUGCAAUUUGCAUACUAUGGAAAGUGAUGUUGCAGCAGACAUGGAUCCUGACAGUACGCAGUACACAUCAAACUGACUUCUCAUUACUAUUUUUUUUUGUCAAAUGAUGAUGAAUGCAACAUUUGAAAAGCAAAAAAGAAAAAAGAGACAAACAAAUGCAUUCCCGAGGACUAUAUGUUAACUAAUUUGUGCAAACUGAAGCAAUUUUUGUGAUCUAUGUUAAUGUUCAUUGAAUGUAUUUAGUCAUCCCUGUCUAUUUAAUUUGAUAAUAUUUACUAUUUGGACUAAAGUUUUCAGCCCAAGAAUGAAAAAUAUGUACCUUGUUUUAAUGAGGCAAGAGCAAGAUAUGUGAUAUUGUUAAAAUAUCAAAUAAUCUAUAGGAGCUAAUUAAGGCCAAUACUGUUCCUGCAACACCAUGGGGAACAUGCAGAUGCUGUAAAUAAAGUUGGGAGAUUAAGGAUAGAAACCAAACUUUUCAAAAGUUGAUGAUCAGUCAAUUGCUCUUCCACUGUUAUCAAAGAAGCUGUUGAUCUGGUACACACCUGUAGUUAGUUCUACGUUCUUCUUGUUCGUAGUUGUCUUUCAAUGUACAAACUCUUACAGUAAGUCAGGAAUUAAGAUAUAAGAAGUGAUAUGCUUCCCUCAGGUUCCUAAAAGCAGUGCACUCCAGGCCUUUUACUUAUGAAAUAUAUCCACACUGCCCAAGUAUUAGCUCUGUAUAAAGGGUUGUGCUUCUAGACUGUGGAUAAAGCUUACCGAAUCAGAGAACGUGCACGUUCAAUCUGUUGUUAGUAGAUUUCCUUUGGAUCAUGCAUGCUCGAACUAGCACUUAUUUUAUAUGAAUUUGUGGGUGUUCAUACCAUGCAUUUUGUCCGAGUAUGUGGCUUUUAGUGAUUAGACAAAUAUACAUGGUGGCGAUAUGUGAAAUUCUGCCAGAGGCAUCAAAGUCUUUUACAAUGAAGCAGCUGAUGAUGAAUGUAAGAUAUUCAAGCGAACUGUGUGACAAUGGCAGGUACUCAUUCAAGGAAUUUGUUAAGAGUAAAAUGUGGACUAGACACAUUUAAGGUUUUACUCAAGCAGAUUAUUGCGUCAGAUUAUGCUUGUUAUCUUUUACCUUUUUAUCAACAUUUUAUGUCAUGUAUCUAAUCAUCUUGGAUAAGGACUAUUGUAAUCAGCUGUUAUGCAUGAAAUGAAUUUGCUUAUUAGCUGCACAGUUGCUGGAACUUGCAAUAUUUCUAGCUAUCUUACAGUUGAUUUUGCUGCCUGACAAUAGUAAAGUUUACUGAGAUUUGCUACCUGUGACCAUAAUCUAACACUGAGAUUAAACUUCUUGAUCAUACUUAAACUUGCUGAAAAUAAAGUUGAAUCAUUAAUUCAGUUGAUUCAUUCUAAUUUCUUCAAUCUGGGGAAGCAUGUGCUAAAAGUAACGAGUUGUGUAUAGAAUAGUGAUUACAUUGAAGCGUAUGCAUUUUUCAUUGUACUCACAAACGAAUUAAUUUCUUACAAAAAUACAUAGGAAUCUUAACAUUAUUGUUGAGAGAGAAUCAGAUAUAAUGAGUCAAUCAUCAUUUUUACAUCCAAAAUGAAUUAAUUUACUGAAUUUAUAGUGCAAAUUAUUUAUUGUGAUUAUAGUUUGACUCCAACAGAGAUUGAACAAGAGCUUGCUGAAUAACUCUAUAUAUUAUGUGAAUGUAACAAUUGUCGAUUUCAUUGCAUGGUACUUUGGUACUAUUUACUUUGAAAGUGAUUCUAAUAAUAUCAGGAUUAUGAACGCCAUUUAGCACUAAGAUGCCAUAGAGUAUAAUACCAUUUUCCUUGCACUUACUGUGACAAGGGCAUGCAACCAAGUGGAGGAAUUGAUAGACUCAUACUGCUUGUUCUAGUCCUGUCUUCAAUUAAUCAGUGGCAUUUUUAUCAGCCAAAUGUGGUAAACAUGGGAUCGAAUAGGAAAAGAGACAGUGGUCUGCUUAGUUUAUCAAGAAGGAAGCGGUGCCCGCAAGAAAUAGGUUAACUUAGCAGCUUUUCAUCCAAAAGGCUAGGAAAAAAUUGUACUCAAUAGGAAAGUUAUCUGACUAUUUUCUUAUUUGGUUUGACCAUCAAAAACUAAAGGAAAAUCAAAGAGACAGUUAUUGCUUAAGUGGUCCGUUACCGACUUCGUAGUUCAAGAACCGUCUUACUAAGAAUAGUAGAUUUGCUUCGCCUGGGAAAAUCCUGCUUUACUAAAUAUUAGAGAUGUCACUGGUGGUAUCUUCUCCUUUUUAUCUUAUUUGAUUCAAUAGGGAUGGUGGUAGUAUUUUGACUUCGGUGCUUCUCCUAGUUAGCCUCGAGUCUUACCAUGCCAAUGAUGAAAUUAGUCGGCUUCAUAUUACUAGUUUCUUAGGGAUAGAGGAGCUUCAGAAUGUUGUUGUGACCAUCCUGUGGGAUAUUCAUAGAGGAUACAAGGAUGGUUGUUUUUAGUUGAUUGGAUGUCCUACUCAUCCAUACAGUUGGACAUUAUUAGUAUAAGAUCUUGCUCCCUGUGACAAAAUCUAUGUACUGUUUCUGUCUAAACACUUUAGGCAAUUUUAGCAGGACAUCAUCCAAAACUUUCAAUUGACGUCUUGUUGGUUGCUAUUUUUGGUUCAACUGUGAAUUCCAGCUGCUUGGGUGUUGGUUCUUACAACCAGUUUAUUCAGUUGAACAUGUAGAAUUUUUGUUAUUUGCUGAAAACUUUUUUCUGGAAUUUAAUUUUGAAUGUAUGAUCUCAUACAUUAAUGUCUAAAUUGUUAUAUCAGAGAAGCUCAAUGUGAUCCUUGUUUUCAUCAAGUUAUUGAGCUGUGCGUUAAAGAUGAAAGAAUCUGAGAAUCGGUUUAAAUGAGAAAACUGUUAACAUUUUGGAAGCCUGAUAUAUAUUUCCUUAGAUCAUGUAUGGCAUCAAUUUCUCCUUGAAAUUUUCUUUUCACUUUUUUGUUUCUGCAGCAUCCUUUUACCUAUUGCCUUUUCCUGAACUUGUUUGAAAAUGCUUCUAAAGAAAAUAUUCAAUUGAAAAUUGUGACUGCUAUUGCAGUGUUCUAGAAUUCUAUAUGAAGGAAACAAUGCUAUCGUAUUGUCACGCUAACUUGCGUCCUUCAGUACUUCUCUUGGAAUUUAUCAAAGAAGAGUGACUUGCAGUAUAUUUGAUUGACAGAUAGUGGACAGAUAUGAAAGCCAAAGAAGUGAAAUUGUUUCUGGUUGUCAUGUAUAGAUAAUCAAGCUUAGGAAAUUAUUCAUGUCUGGAUAAGCGAGAAACAAGAGAGGAAGUAUAGAUUACUUAUUAAGAAAAAAAUAAAGGAAGAAGAUGAUGUAUUAGUCAAUAUUAAAAAGAACAAGUUCGUUAUUAGUUUACUUAUGGUUCCUUUUGGAUUUUGACAAGAAAAUACACACAAUGUAAGAGCUGUCAAGCCUUUCAUUUAUGUAUGUCCAAUUAUAGGAGAAAAGAUAUAUUUACACAAGUACUUGAUUCCCCUAUAUCCAAAUCCUUUUGCUGCAUUUAAUGUAUCGAUAUAUGACACCAAAAACUAGUUCACAUUUAAUUUCUUUCAUUCUAUUUGGAUGCAAAAAUUAAUUCUUUGUAGAUUACAAUCUGGAGUGCAUAAGAUAUUCAUGGGGAUGUGUUCAGGAAUGGUUGAAAAGACAAUGCAGCCCUGGCAUUGUGUGUUAAAGCGUCAUUCUCUAUGCUGAAGUACCCAAUCUUUUUCUCUGCAUUCCUUGUUUAUCAGGGUGAAGCAAAGCUUAUUUGGUUGAAAGACCAAAAUACCCCUAACGAUGUGUGUGAAGGCGGAGAGGCCUAUGAUGUGCUCAGUUUUCCUUCCUUUCCAAUUAAUUUAUUGAAUAGCUGCGCGAGACAUACCCUAUUUGCCUUCGUCCUUCCUCUGGCGGUAGAUCAGCACAUUACUGGUGGUACUUCAUGUCAGGGUACGCAAAAUCUUAUUUGAUUGGUUAUGUCAACUCAUUUACCUCUACAUCCUUCCAUAAGUGACUGAUAAUCUUUUGCUUUUGUGAGGGCUUUUCACUUAUGCCUUCCUAUUCUGCAGGCCCAUAUGAAUUUUGUCGAAUAACUUUGAGUUGUUAAGUGUUUCCAUGAGUUUUCAAUUAUCGUUGGCCUUCUUCCCGGCGUAUCUAGAAAAUGAUUCAUUGCUAUAAUUAACUCGGUUAGGUACAUUUUCCCUUUCGAAAUUUUUCUAAAUGUAUCUGUUGAUUUACUUCCAAUGCUAGUUGCGGAAAUUUGUGGAAAAUUAGCAGUUAAUUCACAUGUUAUGGGUGGGGCUCUGGUAAUGACAUUUGAGUCAAAUGGCGUAUAUUUGCUGACUAUUUUUGCUUAUUUGAAGUAUUAGUUGUGUGCAUGUAUGGAAAUGAAGUAUGUUCUCAAUUAUUGUGAUCUUGUUGAGGGAUAUUUUGUUAUGGAAACUUUCAUCGUGGAGAUUGUCAUUAAAUUGCUCUUUGAACACCCUUCAUGCUGCUAGUCCACACUCUUUGCAGGUUUAUAUUAAGUCCAGGACACACAAGGUAGUUGCUGCAACAUUAGCUGUUUCAGAUUAGUGUGUAACUGCUAAAGCUGACCCACAGGUGAAAAGAUGAAUCACGGUGAGAAUAUGGAGUCCAAUAUUGAUUAUCACAUACAAGAUGAGGCGGAAAGGCUGCUUAAAGAGAUUGAACUGAUGACGAAGAAUGUUGAGAACUCUAAAUUAUAUGCUGAAUUGUGCUUCGAUCUCGAACAGAAUGAAACAAUUCAACAACAUCUGUUUCGCCAUUUAGGCUCCCAUUCAUGCAUUCAGCUGGUAAUCUAUUCUUUGGGAAGCAUGGAAUACAGUUUUCAUUCACAGUUUCAGCUUGCCAUAGUUCUCCUACUAAAACGAGAUUUUUCCAAUCUGAUUGGCAAUAUAGAAGUAUAUGAUCCUGCAAUGUCUCCCGCUGAUAUCAUAGUUUUCAAGGAACUCGGUUUUGAGGUUCUAACCAUUGAUGAAAACUGUAAGAGGCAAGUCCAGAAACCAACAAUGUUCUACAUGCCUUAUCCUAAUUAUAAUCUUAUCGGCAACCUGCUAGGAGCAAACUGGUCUUCGUCUUGUAUCAACCAGAUUUUUCUACUGACAAACUCAUUUCGCAGUACAUUGAACGUUAUUCGACAGUGUGAUUUUAGUGGAGAAACUGUGCAACGUCUAGAGAGAAUUCUCGGGUUCACAACAGAAAUUGACAUACAAACUAGCUAUGACAUGAUGUAUAUUAGUUUGUUCUCAGUAUUUGCUUGGCAUUUCUUUGAUGUGGAUCCCAACGUUGACAUGGAAACUUCACUGCCUGUGACUGAAAUUACAGAAUAUAAAAGAGACGUCAAACUGGGACGUUCUUGGUUGGAUAUGCAAAGGUGUCUUGAAGAAAAUCUUUUGGAAUAUAUGCAAAGUGAUAUGACUAGUGAGGAAUUUGCGCAAAUUCUUGGUGAACAUCGUGGGCCUCGUCAUUUAAGAUGCAACUCAGUUCCUCCUCCUCCAGGUUGGAUUAAGCUAAACAUCUAUGGAAUUGGUACAAAGGGUGAUCAGCCAGGACGAUAUAGUGGCGCCUUUCAAGAUGAAACUGGAAUGUGUUUAGGUAGGUAUAGUGGUACCAUUCAUGUUGACGACAAUGUGAUUGCUGGACUGGAGGCCUUGAGGCAGGGAUUGAUCAGAUGCACGGAAGGAAAGCCGAAUGCAAAAAAGUUGAUUGUGGAGUCCGAUAAUUUUAUACUUGUCCAAUUUGUUAAUCGUCGCCCUGAGCCAAAAGAAAUAACCAUGUGCAGGUUGAAAGAAAUUUUUGGUUUGAUGAAGCGUAUAACUUGUGCAAUUUACCAUGUGUAUGAAGAAGCCAAUGAAGCUGCUAGACUUGGCUCUGAUGAGAGAUGAACGUGAUAAUCGUGCAUAGAUAGCUUUGUUCAAACAGGUUUCAAAUUCAAUUCGCAUUUUAUGGAAAAGUGAUGUUUUUUGUUUGUCAAAGUCUGGAGAGACUUGAAGAAUGGAUGUUUAAGUUGUCAGGCUAAUCUACAUUUUAACUUUUGUUUAAUUUUGCUUUGGAUGUUUAGGAUGAUAUACCCUGCCUGUUCUAACUUUAUUUUUAACAUAAUGGUUUCUGUGU